GCUUGAUGGAGACCGGCACCGCAGUCAUGAGUCGCUUCAAGUUCGUGGAUAUUGGUAUCAACUUGACAGAUCCUAUGUUCAGAGGAAUUUAUAGGGGGGUUCAAAAGCACCAAGAUGACUUACAAGAUGUAAUACAGAGAGCUGUCCAAAUUGGUGUUAAAAAGUUUAUGAUUACAGGUGGAAAUCUACAAGACAGUAAAGAUGCACUGCAUUUGGCACAAACAAAUGAUAUGUUUUUCAGUACAGUUGGAUGUCAUCCUACAAGAUGUGAUGACUUUGAAAAGAAUAACCCUGAUCUUUACUUCAUGGAAUUGCUAAAUCUUGCUGAAAACAACAAAGGGAAGGUUGUAGCAAUAGGGGAGUGUGGUCUUGAUUUUGACCGACUACAGUUUUGUCCCAAAGAUACCCAGCUCAAAUAUUUUGAAAAACAAUUUGAAUUGUCAGAACAGACAAAAUUACCAAUGUUUCUUCACUGUCGAAACUCACACGCUGAAUUUUUAGAUAUAAUGAAGAGAAAUAGAGAUCGGUGUGUAGGUGGAGUAGUGCAUUCAUUUGAUGGUACCAAGGAGGCAGCAGCUGCUUUGAUGGACUUGGAUCUCUAUAUAGGAUUUAAUGGUUGCUCACUGAAAACUGAGGCUAAUUUGGAAGUUUUGAAGUCAAUACCUAGUGAAAAAUUAAUGAUUGAGACUGAUGCACCUUGGUGUGGAGUGAAAAGUACACACGCUGGUUCAAAAUAUGUAAAAACUUCAUUUCCUACCAAAAAGAAAUGGGAAAAUGGACACUGUUUGAAAGACAGAAAUGAACCCUGCCAUAUAAUUCAAAUACUGGAGAUAAUGUCAGCAGUAAGAGAUGAGGAUCCAGUGGAAUUAGCCAACACACUAUAUAACAAUACCAUUAAAUUAUUUUUUCCUGACAUGUAAUUAGUAUGUCUUCCAUUUUUCAUCAUGUAUGUAAAACUUAGUGGAAGUUUCAAUAAAGGAAUUCUCUGGGA
Phyllostomus hastatus (greater spear-nosed bat) is the source of this 991-nucleotide messenger RNA. It is a transcript of the gene TATDN1, whose product is annotated as TatD DNase domain containing 1. Gene Ontology annotation, molecular function: 3'-5'-DNA exonuclease activity. Gene Ontology annotation, cellular component: cytosol. The transcript has 12 exons. NCBI's taxonomy places the organism in Eukaryota, Metazoa, Chordata, Mammalia, Chiroptera, Phyllostomidae. The record is from RefSeq and is a predicted model, not a curated record. Bases 6 to 920 code for a protein of 304 amino acids.